AUGCUUUCCAGCACCCUCAUUACGAGCCUCAUCCUGGGUCUUUCCCAGCUAAUCACCGGCAGCGCCCUGCCCUCAACCCAAGCCGCCUCAGCCCCAUCAUCCGGCUUCAUCAUCAGCCACGCAGCCUCGGACUACUUCCCCGACUCCAAGGGCGACCUCAGCGCCUUCGACGUGGACGUCCGCUACGUGGGCUACUCCACCGACACCGAGGCCUGGCUCACAAGCCUCAACCCGCACUCCGCAAGCACAGACGAAGAAAAAGCGCGGAUGCUAACCGAAGCCGCAUACGCGAAGAAAUACGACUCGAGCGACGCAGACAUGGCCGGCGACGUCGAGUCGUUGCUUGCGCACGUUGCGGGGAACAACACCGUUGCCAACAAGGGCAUUUCGAAGCGGUCGAGCUUCUCGACUAGCGCUGCACAUGCUGUGCUGUGGAGUGCGUGUGGCACUGUCUUCUCUUGUAUCUCUGGUACGACUUGUCAGUUUGAUCAGCAGAUUGGGAAGGCACCGCGCAGUCAUUGCGAGCAGCAGGGUGGAUCGAAUUGCUGUAUUAGUUGGUCUACUUAUAACGUUCGUGUUGGGUUUUUCUCGACUACUUGGACCGCUUGUAAUCAGGAGGUCAAGGCUGAGGGGAAGACUAGUGCUUCUUGUGAGGGAUAUGGGAGUGGGGAUCAGGGUGGUGAUGUUUGUCUUAGCAAUCGUGCUGGUGGGUGUACCUAG
Penicillium vulpinum is the source of this 720-nucleotide messenger RNA. RefSeq lists its product as uncharacterized. The record is from RefSeq and is a predicted model, not a curated record. Lineage: Eukaryota; Fungi; Ascomycota; Eurotiomycetes; Eurotiales; Aspergillaceae. Bases 1 to 720 code for a protein of 239 amino acids. The transcript has a single exon.